GGUGCAGGGACUGGCUUUAUCGGGAUCUUGGCAGCGAUGGUGGGUGCGAAACGGGUGUGUAUGACAGAUGGCUCAGAAGAGGUCGUCGACGGUAUCGCACGGAAUAUCGCAUUGAACGAGGUCGACCAUACCAUGGUUACGGCUAAAUGCCUAUGGUGGGGAACGGAUCCAAUAGAAGAGGAUUGGGACGUCGUAUUGGGUGCGGACGUGACAUAUGACGCCGCGGUCGUUCCGUCGCUGGUCGCGACGAUUGCGGAAGCGUUGGCGAGGAGGCCUGGGGUGUUGGUGUUGAUUGCUGCAACGAUUAGGAAUGAGGAUACGUUCGCUGCGUUUGAGAAGGCGUGUGAUGAGAGAGGAUUUAGACGGACGGAUGUGGAUAUGUCCUCGAUACCGCAGGUGUUUUUCUACUCAAAGGCUGUGCCAAUACGGAUUGUGCAAAUUCAACCUAGACUAGAAACAUGAUCUUUUUGUAGAAAUCUAGUUCGCCCGUGGCUGUUGCUGUUGUAAUCUUCGCACAGCAUUCGCCGUAACCUCCCUAACAUCCCCCUCACCCCCAACUCUAGCCUCAACCAUAUUCAGCACCAUCUUCC
This is a messenger RNA of Saitoella complicata NRRL Y-17804, 590 nucleotides long. RefSeq lists its product as uncharacterized. The transcript has a single exon. The coding region runs from base 37 to 462 and encodes 141 amino acids. The record is from RefSeq and is a predicted model, not a curated record. NCBI's taxonomy places the organism in Eukaryota, Fungi, Ascomycota, Saitoellomycetes, Saitoellales, Saitoellaceae.